Pecten maximus is the source of this 6030-nucleotide messenger RNA. RefSeq lists its product as uncharacterized. Gene Ontology annotation, biological process: axon guidance; cell-cell adhesion. The transcript is spliced from 20 exons. NCBI's taxonomy places the organism in Eukaryota, Metazoa, Mollusca, Bivalvia, Pectinida, Pectinidae. Gene Ontology annotation, cellular component: plasma membrane; axon. The coding region runs from base 297 to 6011 and encodes 1904 amino acids. Gene Ontology annotation, molecular function: protein binding. The record is from RefSeq and is a predicted model, not a curated record.
AACCUGGUGAUAUUUAGGCCUACAAUUUUUGUAUGACAACUGGUACCGUAUUGGAGAAUCCGAGAUACCUGCUAGGCCUGUCUGCUUCCAGAAGAUCUAGUCCAUAUUGUUCUUUGAUCAUUCGGAGACACUUUAUGUCGCAUUGUCCCCCCAAAUGUCACCCCUUCCAGAGGAAUGAGAUCACCCGACGCCAUCUUUGAUGUUUAUGUAGCGAUGCGCGCACUGGACGAUCGAUCGAUAGUCAGAACUGGAGAAGCUGCUCCGGUGUGCAGGUGAUGUGCUGAACAAGUGUAAACAUGGAACACUUGUGGUACUUAGGACUUUUAAUGUUGGCGUUAUGUGUGCUGCUAGAGGUAGAAGCAAGGCCCUCUCUGCAGAAACACAAGCGCUCACGUCAAUCCUGGGAUGGGUCAUCUGCAGACCAUGUUUACAGCUACGAUGAUACUCCUUUGUAUACAAUUGAUGACAACCCGUUACAACGAGAGAAGUCAUACAGGCCAAGCAUGCCUAAUCCUCCUCCUCCUCCGGUAGACACGCCCCAUAAUGAUAAGGAGAAGAAGGACAGCAAGGAAAGCCAGGAGGAAACCAAGUUUGAUACAGAUGAUGAAAAGGAAAACAGAAAAUUUGAAAAGGAAAAAAAUGUUGAUAAGAAAGAUGAAAGCAAAGAGAAAGUAGACAAUGAUAGGUUCUAUGAGGCAAGCGAUAAGGAUGAGCAAUCCAAAGAUAGCGUUGAGGAAAAGGGGAUAAGGAAAGAGGAGAAAAAAGCUGUACCUGAUGAUAAAGGAAAUGAUAAGAAAGCAGCAAUGAAUGGCAAGGAGAAAACAAAGGCAUCUAUGAACGGAGAUAAAGAAGAGAAAGCACUGAAAAGAGGUGAAAAGGGGAUGACAAAGACGGACAAAAAGAAACAAACAAACGGAGAAGAGACGGUCACAGAUGAGACCAUGGAAGGAUUCCUGAAGGAAAUUUAUGGAAAAAAAUAUCCAUAUGGCAUUUUUGGUGGAUCAUACGCAAAAUUCGAAGAAAGCAGGAGAGGUUUCAAAGGAGCAGACAAGAAAGGUUUUGGCAAGGAUUCUAAUAAAAAGGCAAUGGAAAACAUAGACAAUAGGACACCCCUAAAGGAAACACAAGAGGACUUUAAGGAGGCAGACAAAGAAGGACUAGCCCACAGCUUAAAGGAAACUGAUGAGAGUUUCAAGGAACCAGAUAGAAAAGACAACAGUUUUAAAGAAGCAGAUAGAAAAGACAACAGUUUUAAAGAAGCAGAUAAGCAAAACAAGAGUUUUAAGGUAGCCAGCAAGCAAGAUGAAGACAAGAGUUUCAAAGGGGCAGAUAAGAAAGAUCAAAGCUUUAGGGAAGAAGAUAAAAAAGACCAGAGUUUCAAGGUAUUAAGUGAGCCGGAUCAAGACAAGAGUUUCAAGGAAGCAGAUAAGGACAAUAGUUUCAAGGAAGCAGACAAAGAAGACAACAACAGUUUUAAAGAAGCAGAUAAGAAAGACAAUAGCUUCAAGGUAUCAACCAAGCCAGAUCAAGACAAGAGUUUCAAGGAAGCAGAUAAGAAAGACAAGAGCUUCAAGGAAGCAGACAAAGAAGACAACAAGAGUUUUAAAGAAGCCGAUAAAGAAGGCAAGAGCUUCAAGGUAUCAAGAGAGCCAGAUCAAGACAAGAGUUUCAAGGAAGCAGACAAACAAGAGGAGAGCUUCAAGUUAACAAAUAGCAAUAGUUUUGAAGAAGAUGACAAAAAAAUAUUUGAACAAGAUACCAAAGAAAAAUUUGGAAAUGAGGAUGAAAAGGACUUUAAAAAAAAUGAUGAAGAACAACACAACAAAUUCGGAAAAAAAGAUGAUAACAAAAGCUUCAAAACAGAAGAUAGAAAAGGAUUAAAUAAUUAUAGAAAUCAAAAAGAAACUGUUAAUAAGAUGUACCAAAGUAAAGAUAAGUCGUUCAAGAAGGAUGAUGAACAGAUGCAAGGUGAUAUGCCUUUUACUGAGGGUGAGGGAAACCUGGCAGAGAUGAAUAUGUUUGGAGAAGAUGACACAGAAGGCCUACAUCUAAAACCUGACCUUGGUCCUGUUAUUGAUGAAUCUGGGGACAUAAACCUCCAACGACUCACCCAACAAAUACACACUGGAGAGGAGACAUCAAACACUGUACAGGCUCCAAUCUUAGAAAUGAAGUCAGAAAUGGACCCAUACAGGACUCCAUUUGACUCACAAACAAGUCCAAACCCACCCACCACCAAACCCACCAAGGUCACCCCAGUGACAGCCAUCCAGGACAGGAAGACAAUUGAGGGACACCUAAUAUCUAUGUCCUAUGAGACAUGUUACGAGGAUGGUGAUUGUGCGACAGGGCGAGUAUGUCUGGAAGGUGUGUGUGCCUGUGGUGGGGACACUAUGUGUCUGGGCCACAAGAAGGCAGUGUGUGGGACAGACGGUCUGCUCUACCCCAGUCACUGUGAACUACACAGACAGGCCUGUAUCCAGGGCCAUCACAUUAGGAUUGACCACCAAGCUCGCUGCCUCAGCCACCACGAGGCUGGAGAUGGUAGCAAGCCCGACCACCUUCAAGGAACCCUUUGUGAGUAUGAGGAACGACAAGGUGUUGAAGCCAUCCUGUGGGGAAUGGACGUGACGUUCACCGUGGUUAGAACCAUGGAGGAGUGUCUCGAGUCAUGUGACCGGGCCCAGGUGACCGGUCUGUGUGUGGCAUUUGAGUUUUCUGCCUCCAGUGGUCAGUGUGCAUUGUAUGAAAACAAGGAUGACAUUGUCUACCGACCCAAUAUUGACAUGACCUUCUUUAACCAGGUCCGCUGCAGAAAGGAAAUAGACCCACGGUGUGAGUUUGAGGAAGUGCGGGUUUCAGCUGAACAGGUGUUUGCCACGUGUAACAUUCGCACUAAGACUGGGCUGACUUUGGACCAGUGUAAGGAACAGUGUUCUGGCUGUCAUGCCUUUACCUACAUACCUGAGAGUGGGGACUGUGAGGUUCACCAUAACAAGGCCUGUACGUCCAUGCUGGACGAGAAGGGUGUGGCCCACUACGUACAGAAAUGUGAUCACACAGGUUCCAUGUGCGAGUAUAUUGAGAUCAUUCCUGGUAGUGCACCUUUCAUGUGUAGUACCUCGUCUACAAGCACGGAGAACCUAGUCGAGUGUCACGACGCCUGUGUCCUCAGUAGCUGUGAGGCCUUCAAGUACAAGAUGGAUCAGUCAGGAAGCUGUGACCUGUACUUCGACAACUCCUGUAUCAGUAUGCUGGACAAGAGGAAGGAGAACUACUAUGUACGCCGCUGUACCAACCCAGAAGAAUGUAAGUACGAGGAAGUAAGGAUGACCAGCAAUGACCCGUGUAGUAUGGUGUCCAGUAGUACGGACACGAUUGACCAAUGUAGAGACGCCUGUAGUGACUGUGUCGGGUUUAAAUUUGACUACCAGACUGGAGGAUGUAGUCUGUACAAUCAGGAAUCCUGUCUCCCAGACAAGAAACUCAACUUCUACAUCAUCCGCUGUCCAGUAGAGGAGUCUCGGACUCUAGAACUUGGAAAGGAGGAGGAUUCUGUCAAUAUACAGAUAGGAGGCUCAGUGGAUACACCACAGAGACAAGUACCAGAGGAGUUAAGGAAUGAGGUAAUUCCUCAGGAAACCUCGGUAAUCGAGGGAGGAGCCCAGAGGUUGGAACAAGUUAUCACUAGUGAUGUAAAGAAGGCUGGACCUACAGCUCCGCUGGUCGAGGACAAACCGGUAACUUCAUCUGAAGAGGAAACUUCAUCAGAGGAAGAUGAGGAAGAUGAUGAGGAGGAGGAUGAGGAUGAGGAAGACUACAAUGAUAUGACAGAGCUGGAGAAGAAGAUCAUGGGAGUGAAGCCAAUCAUGGAGGCUGGAGAUUCCCUGUGUACUGAUGAGGACUAUGUCAAGUUUAAGGCUGCCCUUCUCAGAUACCACUGUGUCAGAUUUGGCCGCAAGGACUGCGACAAAACUCAGCUACCAAACAAGGAUUACAUCGCCACGCUGAUGUACAGUUACUACGAUCGGGACAUGGAUGGAGCGGUGGAUACACAGGAACUCUGGGAAACUCAGGUCAUCAAUAAGUUUGGUAAACUGUCCGACAAAUGUACACUCGUGGACAUCAUGAAGUUUGACAAUAAAGGAAAUGGUGACGGCAUUAUGGACAAGAACAAGUUUGUCAAAGCCUUCGACAUUCCUAAAGAGAUACUGAAACAGAAAGUGGAGCUCAUCCCCAUCCUGGCUACCAUGGGUAACGGUCUGGAGAUCCAGUGUGGCAUCCACCCUACAGAAGGGUCAGAGGUCGUGUGGGAAAGACACACUAUAGAUGUGGCCAUGGUCAGCUUCCCCGACAUAGCUGUUUUCAGUGACGGCACCCUUUACUUUGACAAUGUUGGUGUACACCACACUGGAAACUACACUUGUUACGAUCGUGACCAGCCAGGAGUCAAACAGGUCCACCAACUUCACGUCCAGAUGAUCCCCAGAGUUAAAGUGUCCCCUCCCAGCCAGCUGCUGCACGUGGACAACGCUGAUGUAUCAAUUCAUUGCCAUGCUGAGGGCAUUCCACCUCCGAGGAUCUCCUGGGAAGUAAACGAAAAACCUUUACCUAAAAUCCCAAACCACUUCAUAAGAUCUCAUAAGAAUGGGACCUUGACAAUUUAUCAUACAGACUACCAGAGGGACACGGGUGCCUACAAGUGUGUAGCAGAAAACACCGCAGGAAGGGCUGAAGAUAUUGCCACCAUCUUCAUCCAUAAACCUAAUGAAACCAUGCUCAGUUACAAGAACAUGCCCAUUCGUCAGUCAGUGUACACCUUCCACAAGGGCGGAUACAGCGUAUAUGAUCCAAAUGGCUGUCUUACUCAACGCAGUGUGAAGGCCAAUUUCGGUAAUCUACAGUACAUCCCUGAGGAGCUGGACAAGGCCCCAUCCCUGUGUGAGGAUAACAAACCCUGUGCCUGGGGUCAGGCCAUUAAUGUUAUGGACAAGUAUGUCUAUAUCAGCCAGCCCGACCAACACAGAAUUGUCGUCAUCGACUCGCAGAAGUCAAUGAACCCUGUCCAGUUUGUAAAGACAGACAAGUUCCCUGUGAAGCUGCACUACGUUGAACAUCUAGAUGAAGUGUGGGUGCUUUGUUGGAACUCGGACAGAAACACAGGCUCCAAGACAAUUGUGGUAAUCCGUGACGCUAGCAAGGACAGCAGGCAUCACAUGGUACACACUCAGCCAAUCGGCUACCGAUUUGAUCUGGUACAAGACAUGUUCCUGCCGCCCCAGAAUGACCUUGGACAUGCCUUCCACUAUGGUUAUGUAAUUCACAAUGAACAGCGUGGCCUGUUUAAACUUGACCUUGACACCAUGCGCUACACCAAGGCCGUCGACCUCAGUAAUUUUGAUUGUGUCCCCCAGAAAGUUGCGUUCAUCCCAAUUGGUGGCCAUGUUGUGGUGAAGUGCAUUAAGAAGAUGAUGGACGACACGAGGACUCUCCAGAUCCUGAUGGACUACGUGACUGAUGUUCCUUUAGCCAAUAUCACUAUGUAUGGUACUCCAUACGUGUCUCCGGACUCACGCACCAUCAUUACCGUGGACGAGGUCACUGGCAAGGUCAGGGUGGCCACCAUUCAGGAAGAUGGUCAGAUCAAGAAGGGUAUUGAGGUGAGCGUGGCUUCCUCCAUCAGUGACGUGACAUUCUUCCCAUCCCAGGUCAACACGGGAUAUGACCUUUAUCUGACCUCACAGGAACACGCCCAGGUCUUCCAUGUUAAUCUGAUCGAUGGACAAGUUACAACUAUCAAAGAUGCUGAAGACCCCAGAACUGUCCAAGUAUGGCCAUGGUCCCAGACGACACGCUCCAUAGUACAUGGAAAUGUGUUCAGCGAAUACCUUGCCACACCCUCGGAGUCAUCCCUGGUCAUUGUGAAUGGACGUGACAUGCAUGUGCACUGUAAAUUUGCAGACUUGGACAGCCCAGAUUCUGUACUUUUCUCUGUGUCUCACCUUGGCUGAACAUCUCUCUCAUGAAUCC